AUGGACAGUCUAUUCCAGCCCAUCAAGACCACCCACAAGGGGCAGAACAAUAUCGAUAAGUUCGAGACCUUGUCGCUGAAGGAUCCCGUGCCCCCAUCGCCCCGGGCCAAUACUAAACCUAAGAUAUCUGUUCUCGACGUCAGUGACGACGCAAGCGACACCUCUAGUCUCCGAUCAUCGGUUGACACGUCCAAGAGUCCAACGUCUGCAGAGGUGCGGCAGACAAAUCACAAGCGUCACAACUCCACUGCUUUCCUUCAAAAGACUUAUUUGGACAAAGCGCCAUCUGCGUCGCUACCUGACGAUGCACUUGAGAUUCUGAGGAAUCAGCCAAACAGUGAGGACUUGGCGGCUGUCCUACAGUAUCUCCAAUACGGUAUUGAAGGGAGACACGACUUCAACAUUCAUGUCCCGAGCCCGAAGGCCUCUCAAAUCAUCAAUGUACUCGUCACGGUCACCGUUCCAGACCAAUGGCUUCAUUUGCAACCAGCUAAGCUCUCGAGCGCAGACGCGCAGCUCAAGGCAAUUCUGGUCUCAUCUCUUACUAGUGUCCCCGGAAUUGGUGCACUCCUCAUGCAAAUCCGACGGCUUUCAUCUAUCGGCGCCGGCCAAAACAAGUCGCUGCUCGAAGACACAAGCUUCGUUCUAUCGUCAGUCCUUGCUGGCAAUAUGAUCAUAUCGAAAUUUCUGUCCCAUGCUAGUAAGACUGUUUCCACAGACACACAGCGCCGUGUCUUCUGGCAAGAAGCUACUGCUCUGCUAGCAGGUAGCAAGAUUUUCACAACCAUGGCACAAGUCUUUGCCACACAUUGGGAUUUGAAUGGGUUUGGAGAGAACGGGAAAUGGCUUGGAGACGGAAGUGAGUACUCGAGAUGGCUUGCUCGUAACAUCUCAAAUGCAGCAACAAGCCUCACCGCACUACCUCACUCCUGUUCUCAACAGAUAAGUCUUCUGUGCCAGGUGCUGAAGCGUGGGCUUAAUCUUGGAUAUCGCGAUACAUUAAUCAGCGAGCUUUAUACUUCACUUCUUCUUGGAAAGAGAGCGCUGUGGACUUCUAUGCAUAUUUUAAUCCAGGGCCUUCCUGUGUACGACCAAAGAGUCGUCUUUGAUACCAUACUACGAGACCUUGCGCGGCAAUUUUUACAAAGUGGAGCAGACAUCGGAGCACCUAAGGAAUUGCUGGUGACAAAUACAUCCACAGUCGGGGGAGUGGCAGCCAUGAUUAAUGGGCUUGUGCAAAACAAUCCCCUACUAGAGGCAUAUAUUAUCCAUUGGCUAACAAGCACGAAUGGGGAAUGUGCUGGGCUCGGUCUGAAUGCUCGUAGGGCUGUCAUUGCAACUCUGGCUACGAGUCAAGACAAGCUCGAGCAAGUCCUUGUGAAAAAUCUGGAGAACUUCGGGAAUAAGUUGCAAAUUCAACAUGAGGCUAUUAUCCAGCAGGAAUCAACCGCUCAAACAAUUCUGCUGGCCUUCGGCUACCUAAACCGUUUGGACCAUGAUUCAGUCAACAAGUUGUCGGGAUCCAGUCCUUUCGUUCGUGGGGUUUCCAAUCGGCUUUCUGCAUCGGUUCCUCGCGCCCGGCUUUUAGGGAUGAUCGUCGCAGUCGCAGUCUCGAGAAUAGUGGAUCAGCCGGACAAGGUCAUGAAUUUCGGCGUCGAAGAGAUGGAAGGAGAGGAGGCGCAGCGAUGGAUGGAUCUAGUUAACAUCCAAGACACAGUUGGGAGUUUGGAACAGCUGCCGAAGAAACCAGCCGAGCCCGUGAAGAAGCGGCCUUUGCAGAAUCCCUCAGCAGCUGCCCGCCGUAAACGAUUAUCAAUAGGAUCGCGCGCUCAAGGCUCCAAGGUCGUGGCGAUCGAAGAACUAUCCGAUUCAGCGGGAGAGGAGGAUUUACGCCCUUAUCCUCUGCCAGAUAGCGACCCCUCCGACUCAGAUGAAGACCCUACGCUGGCCAUCCGCAACAAACCCACUCCUCCCGUCUACAUCAUGGCUCUCAUCCAGCAGCUCAAUGCUACUGACAACCCUUCCGUGGUUGAGCUGGCCCUCAAGACCGCUCCAUCUUUGAUACGCCGAAAAGCCAACUUUGGCGACGAAUUGUCAGCCAAUAUCUUUCAAUUGGCUUCGUCUCUUGUCAAUGUCCAGGAAGGCAUGUCACAGGAACAUAUGCAGCAAUUGCGACUAGAGGCCAUAAUCGCAUGUCUGGUUUCAAAGCCCAAGAUCAUGGGGCCCUGGAUUGUUAGCACCUAUUUCGAAGGGGAUUUCUCCCUAUCGACACGCGCGGCCCUAAUGGCAGCGGUAUCUCUAGGGUGUAGAGAGCUGGCAGGGAUUGACGAUGAUAUCAACAGAUCAUCUGCGACCAUACCCACAACCGAACCAUCCUUUCCCUCAAAUCGACUGCCACCUCGUCUUGAGCCGAUCUAUUCCUCCACAGCCCCUGUCGACACCAUCUCAUCGACCCUUUCCUAUCGCACGCUUCAGCCAAUGGCUCUCCAAGCCGCUGACAAGCUCACCGGGCCGGACGUUCUCAAGAUCCGUACUUUCUCUUCACGGAUGGAAGUUGCCGCCAAAACGGCUGCAAAGCUCGAAGCCCGCUCAAAGCGCAUCCCAAAGGACCUGCACAAGGUUCUUGCAGAAGCACUUUAUCUACCACUUUGUUCGCGACUGACGCUUUUCCUCACCUCGCUGGUCACAUCACCUUACCUAGCAAACUCCACGCUUCUCCACCCCUCCUUGCUAAAACUGAGCCUGCAGACGCUCAUCAUCCUCAUUUCCACCAUAGGUCCGAACGCUUUGCAGCUCUCCGACCUGACCCGCGAAUCUCUUCUAAUGUUGACAACGCUCCAUACUCUUCCUUCGCUAGCACAUGACCCAAUCAUUCUCCCUCCUAUUCUUCACCUGAUCCUCGCCCUGCUGGAUCUGAACAUCGAAGCCGGCAAAAUAUCUGAAGAACGCCUGGUCACAGACUUUGGCCCCAUGAUUGCUGAACUAGUAUCGUGGACUAGCAGCCUCGGAGAUCGCGUUUCGAUCCCUGAAGUCGAUGGGGAUCCAGGUUUGGGAAUGGCAAUGCCAUGGCCUGUUCUUGUUGCAGGGAUACAAGUCAAGUGGCAAGAGGUUGGACGAAAAUUCCAGGGGAGGAUGUUGGGUUUGAUGGCAGGCACGGAUUUCGACUCCUUCUAG
Messenger RNA from Cladophialophora psammophila CBS 110553, 3174 nucleotides. RefSeq lists its product as uncharacterized. NCBI's taxonomy places the organism in Eukaryota, Fungi, Ascomycota, Eurotiomycetes, Chaetothyriales, Herpotrichiellaceae. The transcript is spliced from 4 exons. The coding region runs from base 1 to 3174 and encodes 1057 amino acids. Gene Ontology annotation, cellular component: cytosol. Gene Ontology annotation, biological process: protein stabilization; telomere maintenance via telomerase. Gene Ontology annotation, molecular function: telomeric repeat DNA binding; Hsp90 protein binding. The record is from RefSeq and is a predicted model, not a curated record.